Rattus norvegicus (Norway rat) is the source of this 4254-nucleotide messenger RNA. It is a transcript of the gene Rp2, whose product is annotated as RP2 activator of ARL3 GTPase. Lineage: Eukaryota; Metazoa; Chordata; Mammalia; Rodentia; Muridae. The record is from RefSeq and is marked validated. The transcript is spliced from 5 exons. Gene Ontology annotation, biological process: post-Golgi vesicle-mediated transport. The coding region runs from base 178 to 1230 and encodes 350 amino acids. Gene Ontology annotation, molecular function: magnesium ion binding; GTPase activator activity. Gene Ontology annotation, cellular component: centriole; plasma membrane; cilium.
GGGAGGGGGGGGUGAAGGGUGUUGGGCCUGGCGGGAGUGCUGAGGGUUGCAGGCGGCUGGGUUGCUCUCCUGGGCGGUGUCCGGGGAGCUGUUGGCCAACUCACCCUGGGUUCCCACCACCCUCCGAGAGGUGUCUGAGCGAGUGGGGUCCACUAGCAAGACCCUUAAGCCGGCACCAUGGGCUGCUGCUUCUCUAAGAGGCGGAAGAGUGGAAAGGAGUCGCGGACUGAGGGAGAGGAGGAGCAGCCCAAGCUGUACAGCUGGGACCAACGGGAGAAGGUUGAUCCAAAAGAUUACACGUUUAGUGGACUAAAGGACGAAACAGUAGGUCGCUUACCUGGAAAAGUGGCAGGACAACAGUUUGUCAUUCAAGACUGUGAGAACUGUAACAUCUAUAUUUUUGACCACUCAGCUACUAUUACUAUUGAUGACUGUACUAACUGUGUAAUUUUUUUGGGACCAGUGAAAGGCAGUGUGUUUUUCCGAAAUUGUAGAGAUUGCAAGUGCACAUUGGCUUGCCAACAAUUUCGUGUAAGGGACUGUAGAAAGUUGGAAGUCUUUUUGUGCUGUGCCACUCAACCCAUUAUUGAAUCUUCUACAAACAUCAAGUUUGGCUGUUUUCAAUGGUACUACCCUGAAUUGGCAGCCCAAUUCAAAGAUGCAGGCCUCAGUAUCUUCAAUAACAUAUGGAGUCAUGUUCAUGAUUUUACACCUGUGUCCGGAGAGCUCAACUGGAGCCUUCUGCCAGAAAAUGCUGUGGUUCAAGACUAUGUUCCUCUCCCAACGACUGAAGAGUUCAAAGCUGUGCGAAUUUCCACAGAUCCCAAUAGAAGCAUUGUUCCUGUAUCCCGGGGUCAGAGACAGAAGUACAGUGAUGAAUCAUGUCUCGUGGUGUUAUUUGCCGAUGAUUAUACAACAGCAAAUGCCAGGAAACUAAUUGAUGAGAUGGUUGGCAAAGGCUUUUCCCUAGUGCAGACAAAGGAAAUGUCAAUGAAAACUGAAGAUGCUCAGAGGGUUUUCCGGGAAAAGGCAUCAGACUUUUUACUUCUUCUAAACAAAGGUCCUGUGAUUGCCCUGGAAUUUAAUGGAGAUGAUGCUGUACAAGAAUGUCACCUUAUUGUAAAUGGGCUAUUCAACGGGACAAAGAUGUUUGUAUCAGAAAAAAAGGAGACCGCAUCUGGAGAUGUUGACAGCUUCUAUAACUUUGCUGAGAUCCAGAUGGGGAUAUGAAGCGGAUUGUGGUAUUAGCCUCUUCCAACCUUUAUAUAGACAGUUUGAUAAUAUACUUAUGUAUGUUAGUCAUUUAGCAAUUAGUAUUUUUUUUUCUUUUUCUGUUUUUCGGAGCUGGGGACCGAACCCAGGGCCUUGCGCUUUCUAGGCAAGCGCUCUACCACUGAGCUAAAUCCGCAACCCCAGCAAUUAGUAAUUUUUACUAAUGCUAAAGUUGUUAAGGCUCUUUUAAAUAACUCUUUGAAUACCAUAUCAUUUAUUUGAGGAUCUAAAACAGUUCAUUUAAAUUGAGUAGUUUUAAUCACCUUAUAAACUAACCUGCUUCAAUAAGCUUGAAGUUUUAUUUCUUUUUAUACAAUAGUCUUAUUAGGAAAUAUUCAAGAUUUUACUCCUAAUUAAAAGUUCUUUCAUAUCUCUGGUAAUUUAAACUUUCCAACUUUCCUUAGUGUUCUAUGGUACUUCAUUUAAUAUAUAUUUUGUUUCUUAUUUUCUCUUUUAAUUUAGAGAAAUUUGUUACUAGGUGAAAUUAAAUAAACCUAUGCACUUUUUUUUAAAAAAACACAUACCCAGUUAAAUAAUCAUGUCCUUCUUGCAUUAUAUAACUAAUGAGAUUAGUUGGCAUACUAUUUUAUAAAUUUGGAAGUUUUUUUUUUUUUAAAUAUGGGUAUUUGAAAGCUGACUAUAGUCAUGGCAUCUGUAGUUCCAGACUACUUGGGAUGCUGAAGUGGAAGAAUCACUUCAGCUCAAGAGUUCAAGACCAGCCCUGGCAAGUAAGAUGCUAUUUUAGCAGAAAGAAAAACCUAGGAUAAUCAGCUUUGCUAAACUUCUAACUGAUCCUGGCAUUGCUGUUUUAAGGACUACUUCUAAAAUAGUAUGGCUGCCAGAUGAUUCUUCUGUUUUCUAAUAAGAAAAAGUAUACACAACAUAAAACUAUAGAACACCAAUCACCAGCGGAUUUGACAGAGGAUCACUGUCUGAUAGCUGUUGUGACUAGCAAGAAACCUAGAGCAAAACUUAGGACUUUUAAGUAAGGGACACUUAGGUAUGAUGAUAAUCUAGACAGGUUAUUAACAAUCUCCAUUUUUUACUCUAGUCAACUAAUAUUAAAAUAUGAUAAAGUUUGGGUUACUUGAAAUCAUUAUUUCUCAAAUGCAUCUGAUAAUAGUAAUUUCCCAGGAGGAGGCAUGGGAAUUGUUCAGAAACACAUAUUGAUGGAUCCAGUCUACAGGCGCACAGAUUUGGUUCUCAAGGGAAACCGAAUGAGGGUGUGUUAUCAUCUAAACUAAUCAAUUCUGAAGAUGUUGGUUCAUCGAUUUUAUCACAUUUGUCAGGGAACAGCAAUAGCUUUCAUAGGCUCAUUUAAAGGAAUCUGAGUGAAGCUCUAUUUUUAUAAAACUGAGAUUGAGUAUGGCCACUUGUAAAAUUCCUUUCAUGGUUGUUAUUAAAAGUGUAUUUUCAUGUUUAAAGUGGUUUUGGAUACUUUCAGGCCAGCUUAUAACUACCAUGUUAAAUUGUGAAUGUGUAGAAGUAAUGCUUUUUUAUUUUGAAUUAAUAAUAUUGAGUACCUACACUGUGCCUAGCCUUGUGCUGACCAUCAACAUUUCAACAUUUCUUUUGUUAUAAGAGCAUCAUGUUAUACAAAGUCAAUAUAAUCUCAUAAGGUGCAAAUAAAAACUGCUGGCAGGUAUAACAAUUUCUAUCAUAAUUUACAAAUGGUCUUUGCAAAUAAUGGUCAGAGCCAUUAAUGUUUCCCUUAGCUAAGCUAACUUAAAUGCAUUCUUUUCUGCCUUGAUUAUAUCACUAAUUGUCUUUAUCCACAUUUGAAAUAAUCUCAGUACGUGUUUUUUCAGAACUAAAAUGCAAUGUCACACAAAAUGUCACACAUUGAGUUUUUAUCAUAUCAGUAACGGUCUACAAAUACUCAGGAAUAUUAUGUAAAGGAGACAUUAAUUUAAGAUUUUCCCACCAAAUUUAGUAUGUUAACCAAAGCCUGAAACUUUAUAUCCAUUUAGGUAAGAACUUUUUACAAGUACUUCAUGUUGUUUCUGCAAGUGUAACUUUGAUAGUAAUCAUGAUAUAUUAACUACAUUUGGUUUCUGAAUAACUUUAAACUCAUGAAAAAUUAAUAGCCAUGAAAAGUGAUUUUUAUUGUCAUAUUUGUUUAAACAUCUUAUCAGUUUACUUCUCUUGCAUUAGUAGUACUGCUAUAUUUUGGGUCUGUAUGUUUAUGUGUAGCUUUUAUAUGUAAAUUUAUCUAGUAUUUAUAAAAUGUGCUUUGAAAUAAAUGUUAAAAUGGUUUAAUGCUAAUUUUUUGAAGAGUACUCUAUAUUUACUCAUACAUGUACCAAAAUUUGAUAAAAUUUUUAUUUUAUUUUGGGUGUUUUGUUAUACAAUUUUUAAUUUUAAAACAAAAUAAAUGUCUAAUCUCUGUCUCAUACUAAUGAGAAAUGAACUGUACACUGAGUGUGUAUUUGAUGUAAUACGUGCAUAUGUGUAUACAUGUGUAUAUAUACAAGGUACUCAAAAGAAAUGAAAAGGAAGAAACAUAUUUUGAUAUAAGGAAUUUCUAUCAUGUUUUCUUUUUUUAAAUAAGUCACAUUUUGUUAUGACUGAAUAUUUGCUAAGAUUAGGCAUCUUUCCUUCCAUAUUUUAAAAAUGCUGGGUGUAGCAUAUACCAUUGUAAUUCCAGUACUCAGGAAUUCAAGGCCAGCCUAGGUUAUAUAUUGAAUUCCAGGCCAGUCUGGGCUAUAUAGCAAGAGCCUGUCUCAAAAAAUAAAGAAGUAUGAUAAAUUUUCAUUCAAGUUUAUAAGAGUAGAUGGUAUUUUUAUUGUCAAAUUUACUAGUCUUUGUCUUCCUUUCCUAGCUCAUAAAACAAAUACUAAAAGUCCAAAUUGGUUAGUUUGUAAAAAUAUAACAUUGUGUUUAUUUCUACUUAUAAAGGUUCAACAAGCACAUUAAGAUCACUUGGAGCAUUGAGAACAAGCAGAAAUGAUAACACAAUAAUAAAAUUACUUCCUGUUGGAU